Molecule: messenger RNA, 864 nt
Organism: Arachis stenosperma
Lineage: Eukaryota; Viridiplantae; Streptophyta; Magnoliopsida; Fabales; Fabaceae
Product: protein GET4-like
Exons: 10
Coding region: 1-864 (287 amino acids)
Biological process (GO): protein insertion into ER membrane
Cellular component (GO): cytosol
Molecular function (GO): protein binding
Source: RefSeq, a predicted model, not a curated record
AUGUUUUGCUGCAGAUAUGUAUCUGUUGAGAGGUAUUCUGAAGCAUUAGAUAUCCUACAUUCAGGAGCUUGCCUUCAAUUGACUCAUGGGCAGUUUGUUACAUGUGGAGCAGAGCUUACUUCAAUGUAUGUGGAGACCUUAGUGAAAGGGAAAAUUUCUUAUGAUGAAAAAAUACUUGAUCUUGUCAAGAAAAUCUAUCAGGCGUUUCCUCGGGUUCCACUGCCACAACACUUGUGGGAUGUUGAUGAUGUGCAGCAGCUUUCUGAAGACAUCGGAACAGCAAAGGCACGUGUUGAAGGCUGUUCCUCAUUCUUAAAAGCUGCUAUCAGAUGGUCAGCCGAAUAUGGAGCAGAUAGUAAUGGAUCUCCUGAACUGCACAUUAUGCUAGUCGAAUACAUAUAUUCGAAAAGUCCUGAGGCGGAUAUAGGUAAAGUAACAUAUCAUUUUAUGAGAGGAAAUGAUCCAAAGAAGUUUGCUUCUACUCUGGUGAACUUUCUGGGCAAGUGCUAUCUUGGUGAAGAUGAUCUGGUGAUUGCUCGAGCAGUUUUAAGGUAUUUGUGUCAAGGUAAUUUGAGAGAUGCCAACCUACUAGGUGAAGAGGUAAAGACACAAAUCGAAUCCACCAAGAUUGAGUUCCCAAAGUCAGAGUUAAUGCAGUUCAUCACUUAUCUUUUGCAAACGAUGGAGAGAGAUGCUUUACCUCUUUUUAAUAUGUUGAGAGUAAAUUAUAAGUCAAGUAUUGACAGGGAACCUGCAUUCCAUGAGAUGCUAGAUGACAUUGCAGAGAAGUUUUUUGGAGUACAGAGAAGGAAUCCCAUGGGGAUGUUUGGAGAUAUAUAUAUUCAAGUUGAUGGGGUCUGCUGA